Molecule: messenger RNA, 1887 nt
Organism: Ylistrum balloti
Lineage: Eukaryota; Metazoa; Mollusca; Bivalvia; Pectinida; Pectinidae
Exons: 10
Coding region: 1-1887 (628 amino acids)
Molecular function (GO): protein binding
Source: RefSeq, a predicted model, not a curated record
AUGCUUAAGCCUAUACUGUUCUUACCAGGGAUUUUAGCGAUCAGCUUUUCCGUUAUCGGAACAGUGGACUUCAAUUGCGACGAUGCUGAUAUUUGCCAGGGAGAGGGUCCCCUCCCCGAGCGAGCGUGCUGUGGAGGGCUAGGAGGGGCUAAGUGUGUCCCCGGACACACAGAGUGCAAUGUUAAACUUGGAUACAAGUGUUCUGAACAUGGAUUCUGUACAGGUCUCUUUGGCUUGACAGUCACCAACAUCAGCAUCACAAGCAUAACCCUAUCCUGGGAUAACUUUCAACCACAAGGCUAUAGGUUUGAGUACAGUUUGUUUUAUUCUACUACGUAUUCCAACGACACGUCAAUAUGGAACCGGGAAGAGCACGGGGAUGUAUCCAUGACCACUGUGUAUGGACUACAGCCAAAUACGAUGUACUUUAUGAGAGUAGCUACCUGGCAACAGUCGGACAUCAUCGCCAACCUGACAGAGGUGGUCGUUACCAGCACGACGGUUCUGCCGUUCUGUGAUUACAACAAUAAGAAGUACAGAGUGGGACAGGAGUUCCAAAUAGACUGCGAAGACGUGUGUGUCUGUAUGACUGACGGAGAACUGGAGUGCCGUCCUGUCUGUAAUGACACUUCUCUACUUCUCCCUACAGCUCCAAACCUCGUCUGUCGUGAGGAAAUGAAGGGAUGUUGUCCUACAACUGUUUGUGACGACAAAAGCCUUCCACCAGACAGUAAAGUGGAAACCUCCGUGGCCCUUGCUAACCACAACACAUGUUCUAAAUAUAAAGAUCGCGGAGUCCAGACAUGGCAUCAGGAUUGUCACAGCUAUUGUAACUGUACCGAAGACGAUAUCACAUGUUACCCACUGUGUACAGCCAGAUCAGAGCCGGUCAUAACAAGAGAUGACUGCCGGCUUGUCAAUCAGCCUUAUCUCUGCUGUCAGCAAUGGUUAUGUCAGCCAAAUGACGUCCAUACCGUAACGUUAAACCUGACACUGCAGGUAGAAGGCAUCUGUGAUGAAACGGACCACGCCCUUCUCUCUGUACUCUCAGAGGCUGGCGCUUCCUUACUCUACUUUCACAGCUUGAGGGAGUGUUCGGUUCCUGGAGACGACGGAGUCUUGUGUACUAUAGACAGAACUUAUAUACAGUGUCCAGGACCAAGUUUGGAUACGAUACAACUCAUGUUAUCAGUUUCAUUCCAUAUACGAAUCACAAGCCAUCACAUUUCGUUAGAUAAUCUUGUUGCCUCGGUUUACAACCAGACUGAACAUAUGGUAACAUCUGCUUUGUAUGACGGAAACACGACAUUCCCUUUAGCAGCCGUCCUUGCAUCACAUCCCAUUUACACCUGCUGCAGGGGAUUCUCGUGGAACGGCUUCAAAUGUGUGAACAUUAGCGAGUCUACGGGUCGGCUGUUCCAGAUCUAUCAGGUUCUGGAACGAUCUGUCGUCCUCAACUGGUCUUUGUCAUUGUAUAACGAAGACGUCACAAGAAUGGUCGUCUGCUGGAAACAGCUGGACGAGGAAACACAAGUUACACAGAUCCCAGUCAACAAAACCAAAACAAAAAUACAUAUUACUAACCUGGACCCUUCCACUAUGUACACUGCAUGGAUGGAUGUCCUUGUACAAAACGUCACGUGGAUCCACUUCAAAGAAAUUCACUUUUUGACAACAGCAGAACCACUAAUUGACACACGUACCUACCAGAACUACCUGGUUGGAGUCAUUGUCGCCAUGGUAACCGUUACAGUGGGUGUACUGGUGGGCGUGUCAAUACUCAUUAUCCGGAAACGUUGGCUGACACACAAGAAUCAUAUACCUCAACAAAACGCCUUUGAGAACAAGAUAUUUGAGAUACGAGUAAGGGAGGACGGGAUCUACUGA